Molecule: messenger RNA, 3887 nt
Organism: Seriola aureovittata
Lineage: Eukaryota; Metazoa; Chordata; Actinopteri; Carangiformes; Carangidae
Gene: klhl2
Product: kelch-like family member 2
Exons: 15
Coding region: 472-2289 (605 amino acids)
Molecular function (GO): protein binding
Source: RefSeq, a predicted model, not a curated record
GUCUUCCACAGCUAGAGGGAGACAGUGCUUUCUUGUGGGACGCCUUGGCUGCUUUGAGGACCGUCUUUGCCGACAUGUCCUUGUUUGUGCGUUUUAAUCAGCGAUUGGAAAAUAACAGGUAGCCUUGUCCGUCCGCCUCUCGCACCCAUAGACACCCAGGAGGAAAUAGGUGGUGUGUGGGGGCGAUUAAAUCAAAAAUAAACCCCAUUUGACACGGCGGGUGGCUCCUUUUUCCUGUGCUGUUUUUUUUGUGUUAGUGUGGCCGACAGAAGAAGCAGUCCGCUGGGUACAACAGCCGGGUUGAAUCGCAACGUGUUUGUACAGAGAGCCACCGCAGUCGGGCUGUGUUUUUAUAUGAACCAGGCUGCUGUGAUCGGGCUGCCGUCAGCCCGUCUCGCCGCCUCUGGACAGAUGGUCGCCGUGAUUCACGCUUGAAUUUAGAGCCAUUAAAGACGACAUCGUGGAUAUGGAAUGGUGCAUGCCGCUGGGCCAAGUGUUCCGCCUCUGAAAAACACCGGAAUCAUGGACAGUCAUCCGCUGUGCACUAGACUUUGUCCACACAGUCAGGACAAAGAGGAUGGAGUCGAGAGGCAAGGUCCUGUCACUUUCAACCAUCGGCACAUGAGGAAGGCGUUCAGAGUCAUGAACGAGCUGCGCAGCCAGAAUUUGUUGUGUGACGUGACCAUAGUGGCGGAGGAUGUAGAAAUCGCUGCUCACAGAGUGGUUCUGGCUGCUGGGAGCCCUUACUUCCACGCUAUGUUCACAGGGGAGAUGGCAGAGAGCAGGGCGAAACGAGUGAGGAUAAAGGAGAUGGAUGGUUGGACUCUGGGCCUGCUGGUAGACUACAUCUACACAGCAGAGAUACAGGUCACAGAGGAUAACGUGCAGGCGUUGCUGCCUGCAGCGGGCCUGCUCCAGCUGAAUGAGGUGAAAAAGGCUUGUUGUGAGUUUCUCAGCUCUCAGCUUCAUCCGUCCAACUGUCUGGGAAUACGAGCCUUCGCUGACCUACACGCCUGCUCUCAGCUCCUCACACAGGCCAACAGCUAUGCAGAGCAACAUUUCACUGAGGUGGUUGGGAGUGAAGAGUUCCUAAAUUUGGGCAUGGAGCAAGUGUCCAGCCUCAUUGCCAGCGACAAGCUCACCAUCCCCACAGAAGAGAAGGUUUUUGAAGCAGUGAUAGCUUGGGUCAACCAUGACAAAGAUGUCCGCCAGGAACACUUGGCUCACCUGAUGGAGCAUGUCCGCCUGCCGCUGCUCUCCAGAGAGUACCUGGUGCAGCGGGUAGAGGAGGAGUCUCUCAUUAAGAAUAGCAGUGCGUGUAAAGACUACCUGAUUGAAGCCAUGAAGUACCACCUGCUGCCAGCUGACCAGAGAGCUCUGAUGAAGACUGCACGCACACGCAUGAGGACUCCAGCCUGCUGUCCUAAGGUGAUGGUGGUGGUUGGAGGCCAGGCUCCCAAAGCUAUCCGCAGUGUUGAAUGUUACGAUUUUGAGGAGCAGCGAUGGUACCAGGUGGCUGAACUCCCCACCAGAAGGUGCAGAGCAGGUGUGGUGUACGUGGGUGGUUGUGUAUACGCAGUCGGCGGUUUCAACGGGUCUCUGCGUGUACGGACGGUCGACUGUUACGACCCGAUGAUGGACCGCUGGACGAGUGUGAGCAGCAUGCAGGACCGUCGAUCAACGCUCGGAGCUGCUGUGCUCAGUGGACUCCUGUACGCCGUGGGAGGCUUUGACGGCAGCACAGGUCUGUCGACAGUGGAGGCGUACAACGCUAAGACGGACGAGUGGUUCCACGUGUUACCCAUGAGUACCCGACGCAGCAGUGUAGGAGUGGGUGUCGUAAAUGGGAUCCUCUAUGCAGUUGGAGGUUAUGAUGGAGCGACCAGGCAAUGUCUGAGUACAGUAGAAGCUUAUAACCCAAAAAGCAACUCGUGGAGCUACAUCGCUGAGAUGGGCACAAGACGAAGUGGAGCAGGUGUGGGGGUGUUAAAAGGUUUACUCUACGCUGUGGGUGGACACGAUGGUCCAUUGGUGAGGAAGAGUUGUGAAGUUUAUGAUCCGGCCUCCAACAGCUGGCGACAAGUAGCUGAUAUGAACAUGUGUCGACGCAACGCAGGUGUGUGUGCUGUAAACAACCUACUGUACGUGGUGGGAGGAGACGAUGGCAGCUGUAACUUGGCUUCUGUGGAGUUCUACAAUCCAAACUCGGACAAGUGGACACUGCUGCCGACCUGCAUGAGCACAGGACGCAGUUAUGCAGGUGUGACUGUGAUUGACAAGCCCUUAUGACUGCUCUUGACACCUGCCACUGACUUGGAGCAGAAUGUAUUCUCCUGCUGAAUACUGGUCUUGGAUCUGUCUAUGAUGCCAAUGCUUGGAUGGGGGGCAGCAUUAGCACAGGCACUGACGCAGAUGAAGGAAAUGACGAGAUUGUUGUUGUUGUUGUUGUUGAGGAUGAUGAUGAAGAUUUUUGCACUUACCUGGACAGGGGGGAGGUAUAACAAACGGGGGGAGGAGGGGGAUCGAACCCGUGUUGUAAUCCCUUCCUGGCAGGACUGCAGCAGUGACUGGACAAAACCAGUUUGAAGCAACACUGUACCAAUGCAGUGCCAUUGAAACGCUACUGAAAUGAAGCUACUAUAACUGCAAAGUUACUUUAACAUUACUAAUGUUAACACGUAAAAGCUCUGAGAAAGACCACUGAUGUAAUCUGCGGGAGAGGAAGGCAGAGAACAACCAUUUGGGACUGAAAUCUUUGUUUCUCCUUCGUUUUUAUCCUCUUGAGGCGUGUGUGCGUUUGUGUGUGUCUGAGUGAGUGUGUGUGUGUGUGUGUGUGUGUGUGUGUGUGUGUGUGUGUGUGUGUGUGUGUGUGUGUGUGCGCUUGCAUUUAAAGGUGCUCCGUUGCUUGCACAUGUGAGCAUGUGUGUUUGUGUGCAUCUGAGUCUCUUUUGUGGUGACGCCUGGUCCGACGCCGCAUGAACGCACUCUGUCUGACCUCUGACCUUUUACAGUGUUGCAGUGUGGCUGUUCAAGAGUGCCUGAAUGUCAAAUUACACCCCGCUUCCCUCUUCUUCUCCUUUGUUAUGCCUUGAGUACUGUUACUGGACAGAUGUACGCACAGCUGGACUCGGCCGCUGUUCUGGGAUAAAGAAAUACAUUUUGAGAACUGUGUUUAGAUAGGUGUGUCGGUUGCAUUAAGCCGCAUGAAUUCAGAACAGCUAUGUGAGAAGCAGUUACAGGAAAUGUACAUUUCUUCUAAAAAACAAAAGAAAAGAAAACAAGACUUUCGCUGGAAUACUAACUCUUCUGGUAAAGGAGAAGCCUCGUUUCAUUUUGCCAAAAACAGUGACAGACAGAGGGAGAAGCUGCUGGAUGUAUCAGUGCUUUACCGUCACCAGGCAGCCGCCUUCACUGUGGUUGUAACCACUAAUGACAACAACAGCCUGAACUCACUGCAUGGUCCCCGUCUCUACCCUCUUAUCCUUCAACCAUACCCUCUUCUCCCUUGGUGUAGCAACCCUAUUAAUUACUGCACACCCUGACGUACUAUGAAUGUGCCAACUUUAAUAUGUCUCUUCUUUUCUGUCUCUCUUUAUUACUCUACUAAUCUGUUCUCUCUCUCUGGAAAGUGACCAAACCUACUCUCGAUUUUCUUUUUUCUUCAGUCUCUUUCUCUUCCCUCUGCUCCUAUAUUGAAAAUUGCUAUAAUAGUAACUGGUAUCGCUGUUUCUUGUCAGUGUAUUGAGGAAUGUCAUGUAGGCUAAUGACUUUGAAAAUGUUUCAUUAUUUGUUUUAUAUUAUCAUUAAUAAAUAUGCUUCUUGUAUUUAAAGCUGUGAAAUGAUAUAAUCUGUUUUUAAAACUUUGCCAAAUCAGUAAAAUAUUGAAA